AUGGAGAGACGAAAACGAUACUGUUGGGUAUCUGAGAAAGAGAGGAAACAGAUGGAAAGGCAAGCCCACAGCACAGGCCAGGCCAGAGAGUUUAAGAACACCAUGUGUAGACUUUUUCCCAAUGAAAGGCUACCGAGUAUUGUGCACGAAGGCCAGGCAGCACAAAGAAGACAGCAGGUCAAAAAGAGGGAACAGGUGCAAAUCAAAGACCACCAGGAGCGCAUGCUUCGAGGGAGGGAGCUGAUAGAGCAAAGACUCAAGGAAAGACUCUUGAGAAGAAGCUCAAGUCAGCUCCCUUCACUAGAGAAGCUGGAGAGAGUAAAGAAAGAGAUGAAGGACUUUGAAAGGGCUAACGCACACCCGCUUUUGGAGUUACGCACUAAAAGUCUGAUUAAGCUGGAAAGUCUUAUUGAGAAGUCUCAGGUAAGAGAGGAAAGGAAAAUGGCUAUAAAGCCUCAUCAAAGGAAAUUCCUGGCCUUCCCACCCUUUUUGAAAAGUCAUGUACGAAAAGUCAAAGAUCAGUAA
Chionomys nivalis (European snow vole) is the source of this 525-nucleotide messenger RNA. RefSeq lists its product as uncharacterized. Bases 1 to 525 code for a protein of 174 amino acids. Lineage: Eukaryota; Metazoa; Chordata; Mammalia; Rodentia; Cricetidae. The transcript has a single exon. The record is from RefSeq and is a predicted model, not a curated record.